Molecule: messenger RNA, 571 nt
Organism: Drosophila takahashii
Lineage: Eukaryota; Metazoa; Arthropoda; Insecta; Diptera; Drosophilidae
Product: rhodanese domain-containing protein CG4456
Source: RefSeq, a predicted model, not a curated record
UUGAGUGUAACAGCUGUUAGCCGGCAUUCAUUUGUUGUUCUCUCCGAUUUUACGUAAUAAUUGUUAUUUGUUGUGAAUUUAAUCAUUUAUUAAGCACAUUAAAAUGCUGAUGAGACACUGCACGAUGGCCUUGAGGGUCGCCAGAUCCCAGAUGUCCCCCAACGCAGCCGGAACAUCCAAAAAGAACCUGAUGCAGCGCUUCUACGGCAGCCAAGCACCUGCAAUUGGAAUUGUGGACUACGAUGUGGUCAAGAAACUGGCCGGUGAACCCAAAAAGCUGCUCAUCGAUGUCAGGGAGCCGGAGGAGCUGAAGGAGACGGGCCAGAUCCCCGCCAGCAUCAACAUUCCGCUGGGAGUGGUUAGCCAGGAACUGGCGGCCAGUGAGCAGCUCUUCAAGUCCAAAUAUGGCCGGGAGAAACCCCAGCCGGAUACGGAAAUCAUCUUCCACUGCAAGAUUGGCAAGAGGAGCCUCAAGGCCGCCGAGGCAGCGGCAGCUUUGGGCUUCAGGAACGUCAAGAACUACGAGGGAUCCUGGCUAGAUUGGGCUAAAAGAGAGGGUCUGCCCAAGUAA